AUGGCUGACCAGCCUCCUCCAACCGCAAUCGUCGACUCGACCAAUCUACCUACCACUCAAGACUCCACCCUACAACCCACAGAGCCCACUCAGCAGUCCUCAACACCCUUCGACGUAUACCCUCAACUCCAGCCAGAGACAGCGCCAGCCGCACCUCCACCAUCCAUCCCCUUGAUCCGCGAACAAGCUCAACGCUCCCUCAUAAUCCUCGAAGCCUUUCCCUCUCUCGAAGUCGCACCACCUGUNUGCUACCUCAAACAAAAAAUCCACCACAACAAAUUCCCUGCUUUCUUCUAUCCUCCUACCUUCCGCUCAACCCACCCUCACCGCCGCAGAGUCCAAAUACCUCACCUCCAAAUCCGCAAAAAGAAAGAGUUUCUGCCUCCCCCACCGCCAAAACCUGUAUGCAGUAUCACGGCAAAAGCGGCAAAGUACAAGGAUCCAGCAACGGGAUUGGCCUAUCAAGGCUUGGAAGCCUAUAAAGCUAUUCAAAGGGUUAGUGCGGGAGGUUGUAGAUGGGGAGGCGCUGGAUGGGAUGCUUGGAUGGGGAUUUUGGGAGAAGGUGUUAUGGGGAGGGUUGCUAGGGGUGUACCUGAGUGUUUUGUCACGGGCGUGGUGAAGAGGAAGGAGAAGGAGAAGGAAGUCAAGAGUGAGGAAGGUGGGAAGGAGAGUGUGGUUGUGCCUGUUGCCGCGACAGCUGCUCCUGUUGCUCCCAUGGCCUCAGUCACACCUGCGCCUGCUGUGAACGCACCAGUCAAUGCCCCUUCAUCGAAGACUUCCUAG
This is a messenger RNA of Aureobasidium uvarum, 783 nucleotides long. NCBI's taxonomy places the organism in Eukaryota, Fungi, Ascomycota, Dothideomycetes, Dothideales, Saccotheciaceae. The record is from the annotation of a GenBank genome assembly.